AUGCCAUUUAGGCUCACCGGAGGAACGAAAGAUUACAUCGCUGUUGGUUCCGACUCUGGCCGAAUAGUAAUUUUGGAAUACUCGAGCGAGAAGAAUUCUUUUCAGCGCGUGCACCAGGAAACGUUUGGAAAGACAGGAUGUCGUCGAAUAGUUCCGGGUCAUUAUUUGGCAGCGGAUCCGAAGGGAAGAGCUAUCAUGAUAGGUGCUGUUGAGCGGCAAAAAUUAGUGUACAUCAUGAAUCGUGAUGCCGAAGCUCGGCUUACUAUUUCAUCUCCUCUGGAAGCCCACAAGCAGUACACUUUGUGCUAUGGUAUGGUGGGAAUCGAUGUCGGAUUCGAAAAUCCAACCUUCGCAUGUCUUGAGUUUGAUUACGAGGAUGCUGAACAUGAUCCUACCGGCGAAGCGCUGCAGACGACGAAGCAGACUUUGACUUUUUACGAACUUGACUUGGGUCUUAACCACGUUGUGAGAAAGUAUGCUGAACCUCUUGACGACAAGGCAACGAUGAUU
Messenger RNA from Cylicostephanus goldi, 510 nucleotides. NCBI's taxonomy places the organism in Eukaryota, Metazoa, Nematoda, Chromadorea, Rhabditida, Strongylidae. The record is from the annotation of a GenBank genome assembly.